GCACCUAAUGCCUCGUGCCUCGUUCGAGUUCGGCGCCAACCGUAAAACUAUAUACUUCUAAAGUAUCCUUCAGUCGAAACUGACGUUUUUAUGAGUAUUCAAGUGACAAUUUAAAGUGCAUAAUAACAAAAGUUAAAUUUAUAAUUUACUUCCUCCUAUUUGCACGAAGCAACUACUUUCACAAAUCAGAGCAUAAUAUUGCUGUGAUAAAUAUAAUUUCCAUUCAGAUCCUUCAAGUAAUUAUCAAAAAAAUGGAUUUAUCUGAUAGUGGUAGCUCAUCAGAUGAUGAUAAUCUGUACACAAGUGCUGCAACUGCAUUGAAAGCAUUGAAUAGCCGAAGUAGAAGAAAAAUAAGGGAAGAAAGUUCUGAUGAGAGUGAUGAUGAUUUUAAACCUCCAUCACCAAAAAAAAAAUCUCCUAAUACAAGUCAAGCAGAGAAAAAUAUAGUAAUAACAGAUGAUUCAGAAGAAGAAGUAGAAGAGCAACCAAAAAAAGCAAAGACAACCAAAAAAUCUGCCGCAGCUCACAAUAGUUUGAAUACAAAUGAAAAGAAAAAUCCCCGUCAAACUUCUAGAUCUACAAGAAAUUCUAAUAGAAUCAAUGGCGCUAUUCCAAAACAAGCAGUAGAAGCUUCUGCUGAAAUAACUGACAGUGUUGAUCUCAGCAGUGAUGAUGAUUCUAAUGAACCAAAAGAACAAGCCAAUAAUUCUAUUGUUGAUGAUUCUUUGAAUAUAACUAAUGAUAGUUAUGUGCUUAUUGGAUCUCCACCCGCAUCUGAAAAUGAGACUAAAGAUGAUUACGAAGCAACUAUUAGAAUCGUAUGGAGAUCUGGAGAUGUUGUGAGAUUCAGUCUUUUUAUGACUGAAACAUUCCAAAAAAUAUUCAAGCACUUUGCUACUUUAGAAAAAGUGCCAGAAGAUCAAGUUUUAAUUACAAGAAAAGAAAAACCGAUUAAUCCAUUUGAUACCCCUACGUCAAUUAAUUGGUCAAUAGUGGAUAUGUUUGAAGGAGGAAUUUUAAGUGCGGAGUUGGUUAGAAACCAUAAAAAUAAUAAUUCAAAUAAACAAGGUCCAAUUGAUGACUCGAUUAAAAUCAAAAUUCAAACAUUUGAUAAAAAAACUCUACAAAUGACAUUGAAACCAGAUGAACCUUUCAAUUUGUUGAUUAAAAAAUGUUCAGAAGAAUUGAAAAUUGCAGCAUCAAAAAUCAAACUUUAUUUUGAUGGGGAACAAAUUGACUCAGAAGAAACUCCUAAAGAUUUAGAUGUAGAUGAUGAAGCGUGUAUCGACUUAAAAGUAGCAAAGUAGAUUGAUUGUUAAUUUAUUUAUACUUAUUCUUGUGAAGAUCAUAUCUUAACAGAAUAUACGUAUACAUAAACUUUGUACAUACAAAUCGGAUAAUCUGUAUUUUUUUAUCAAAUUUUUAUAAUAAAAUAAAUUUUUUACUGAAA
This is a messenger RNA of Trichogramma pretiosum, 1450 nucleotides long. RefSeq lists its product as uncharacterized. Gene Ontology annotation, molecular function: protein binding. The record is from RefSeq and is a predicted model, not a curated record. Bases 252 to 1307 code for a protein of 351 amino acids. Gene Ontology annotation, biological process: positive regulation of transcription by RNA polymerase II; cytokine production. The transcript is spliced from 7 exons. Lineage: Eukaryota; Metazoa; Arthropoda; Insecta; Hymenoptera; Trichogrammatidae.